AUGCCAGCGAAUCACCGGUUUAGCUACCGGUUAAUCUUCCUCCUCCUUCUCUGUUUCAAAACGGCACAGCGUUUAGUCUCCGGUGACCCGAACGACGAAGCGUGCUUGGCGAAUCUCCGUCUAAGCUUAGAGGAUCCGGCGAAUAACCUCAUUAACUGGACUAAACCAUUCUUCUCCAAUCCUUGCUCCGGUUUCACUUCUUAUCUUCCCGGAGCCGUUUGCAACAACGGCCGAAUUUACAAGCUCUCCUUGACCAACCUCUCUCUCCGUGGCUCCAUUUCUCCUUUCCUCUCUAACUGCACAAAUCUCCAAUCUCUAGAUCUAUCUUCCAACCAAAUCUCCGGCGAGAUUCCGGCGGAGUUACAGCUGUUAGUCAACCUCGCUGUUCUUAACCUCUCAUCUAACCGUCUCUCCGGUCAAAUCUCACCUCAGCUCACUCUCUGCGCUUACUUAAACGUCAUCGAUCUUCACGAUAACCAACUCUCCAGUCAAAUCCCAGAACAAUUCGGGCUUCUCGCGAGAUUAACGGCGUUCGAUGUCUCGAACAACAAAUUAUCCGGUCCGAUUCCGGUGAAUCUGGCGACUCGAAACGGAAAUUUCCCGAGGUUCAAUUCGAGCUCGUUCGUAGGGAACAAGAAGUUGUACGGAUACCCAUUGGAGGAGAUGAAGAGCAAGGGAUUAUCAGUUAUAGCGAUCGUUGGGAUUGGGCUUGGAAGUGGAAUCGCGAGCUUAGUGAUUAGCUUCACAGGAGUCUGUAUUUGGUUGAAGAUGACGGAGAAGAAAAUGGAGGAAGGUGAAGGAAAGAUUAGUCACUCAAUGCCUGAUUACUGA
Microthlaspi erraticum is the source of this 831-nucleotide messenger RNA. Lineage: Eukaryota; Viridiplantae; Streptophyta; Magnoliopsida; Brassicales; Brassicaceae. The record is from the annotation of a GenBank genome assembly.